AGGAUCUGUACAAGGAGGCCAUGAUGGAGGAGCACCAGCCUCUUAUAUCACAGGAAAUUCCAAGUAAGAAUUCCGAGGAAAACGCCAUGUUGUUACGAAAUUAUAAAGUAGAAGACGAAGAUAUAAUGCAGCACUCUUCAGGAGAAAACCUUAAUUUGCAUCUAGGACUUCACAGUACAGAAUUAUCAUAUAAUGAGGAAACUUUUCCUCAACAAUCGCAUGUUGUUAUCACAGGUACAGCUCAGAAAGGGGGUAAAAGACUUCAGUGUGGUAAACAGUUCACAAAAAGCUUGGACCUUUCUACACAAAGAAGAACUCACACAGAGGAGAAGCUAUACUCCUGUUCAGAAUGUGGAAAUACUUAUAUACAAAAAUCCGAUCUUGUUAACCAUGAGAGAAUUCACACAGGAGAGAAACCAUAUUCAUGUUCAGAAUGUGAGAAAUGUUUUACACAAAAAUCAGAUCUUGUUAAACAUCAAAGAUUUCACACAGGAGAGAAUCCAUAUUCAUGUUCAGAAUGUGGGAAACGUUUUACACAUAAAUCAGCCCUUUAUAAUCAUCAAAGAUUUCACACAGGAGACAAACCAUAUUUAUGUUUAGAAUGUGGGAAAUGUUUUACACGGAGCACAAAUCUUAUUGCACAUGAGAGAAUUCACACAGGAGAGAAGCCAUAUAAAUGUUCAGAAUGUGGGAGAUGUUUUACAAAUAAAUCGGAUCUUGUUAAACAUCAUAGAUAUCACACAGGAGACAAACCAUAUUCAUGUUCAGAAUGUGGGAAAUGUUUUACACGGAAAUCACAACUUAUUGUGCAUGAGAGAACUCACACAGGAGAGAAGCCAUAUUUAUGUUCAGAAUGUGGGAAAUGUUUUACAAAUAAACCAGCUCUUAUUAUGCAUAAUAGAAUUCACACAGGAGACAAACCAUAUUCCUGUUCAGAAUGUGGGAAAUGUUUUACACGAAAAUCACAUCUUGUUGCACAUCAGAGAAGCCACAAUGGGAGAUGUCGUUAAAUCACUUUAAUUUCAGCUCUCAUUGAAAUGGCCUUCCUGAG
Messenger RNA from Bufo bufo (common toad), 1051 nucleotides. RefSeq names its product gastrula zinc finger protein XlCGF17.1-like. The record is from RefSeq and is a predicted model, not a curated record. Bases 21 to 1010 code for a protein of 329 amino acids. Lineage: Eukaryota; Metazoa; Chordata; Amphibia; Anura; Bufonidae. The transcript has 3 exons.